Messenger RNA from Auxenochlorella protothecoides, 543 nucleotides. RefSeq names its product 60S ribosomal protein L11-1. Gene Ontology annotation, molecular function: RNA binding; structural constituent of ribosome. Gene Ontology annotation, cellular component: cytosolic large ribosomal subunit; ribosome. Lineage: Eukaryota; Viridiplantae; Chlorophyta; Trebouxiophyceae; Chlorellales; Chlorellaceae. The coding region runs from base 1 to 543 and encodes 180 amino acids. The transcript is spliced from 4 exons. Gene Ontology annotation, biological process: translation. The record is from RefSeq and is a predicted model, not a curated record.
AUGGUGGCGGACAAGAAGGCAUCCAACCCCAUGCGGGAAAUCCGCGUCGCGAAGCUGGUGCUGAACUGCUGCGUGGGAGAGUCUGGCGAUCGUCUGCAGAAGGCCGCCAAGGUGCUGGAGCAGCUGACCGGGCAGCAGCCCGUGUUCGGCAAGGCCCGGUACACCGUGCGCCAGUGGUCUGUGCGCCGCAACGAGAAGAUCUCCUGCCACGUCACCGUGCGCGGCGAGAAGGCGCUCCAGCUGCUGGAGGCCGGCCUGAAGGUCAAGGAGUACGAGCUGCUGCGCCGCAACUUCUCCGACUCCGGCAACUUUGGCUUCGGCAUCACCGAGCACAUCGACCUGGGCAUCAAGUACGACCCCUCCACCGGCAUCUACGGCAUGGACUUCUACGUCGUGCUGGAGCGCCCCGGCUACCGGGUGGCGAAGCGCAGGAAGCAGCUGGCCCGUGUGGGCGUGCAGCACCGCGUGACCAAGGACGACGCCAUGAAGUGGUUCCAGACCCGGUUCGAGGGAGUCGUGCUGAACAAGGCCAGCUACACCUGA